GUUUAAACUACUAACGUUAUCGUGUCAAAUGAUGCUCACUACCAGCUAAUAACUUUUAACUAUUUAGUUCAACGUUAUAAAUUGCAAUUGAAUGUGAAAAUGUGGAUUUUCAAAAAUCUUGAAAAGAUAGAAAAACAAACGGAACUUAUUCAUUGAUAUUUUCAAUGCAUUUUGUAUUUAUAACGAGGAUUACAUAGAAAAAAAACAACAAUAAUGUCGUUCAUAUCAAAUGACAAAAAGUACGAAGCUGUCUCGAGCACAAAUGCCUCGGUCGUUUAUGCCACGGUGUCAGGAUUCGCUGAGAAAAAAGCCAAAUACUGGUUUUCAGACUAUGUUUUUGUCAUUGAAGUUUACUGGACUAACAAACAAACAACAUACAUUAAAAGAAGUUACGGUGAUGUCAUGAACUUAUACGGCGAUCUUAAAGACCAUUUUAGUAACAAAUACGAAAAAGGACUCAUUAAAACACCCGCAUUUAUCCCGAAAUUAGAAGGUAAAAGUUUUCUUCAAAAGAACAGUGUAGGGCUAGCUGAGCAUAGAGAGAUUGAACUUCAAAGCUUCUUCAAACAGCUUCUAGAAAGCAAUCCUUUGAUCAGUAGUAACAAGGUUGUGGUAGACUUCUUCACUAGACGUAAAACAGAUCCUGUUCCUUGUGAAACAUCCCAGCAGUUUGAAGACACGGAAGACGAUUUUGAUGAAGAUAAUGACGAUAUUCUGUUUGACAGAUAGAAAAACUGGUUCAACUUUGUAAUAAAAUGGUGAUGCAUGGAAAUGACUAGAAAAUGGAAUAGAUUGAUAAUCUGAAAAUGUACACUUUAUAUUGUAAAAAGUUAUUUCAAAUGAUAUACGUAAAAGAUAUUUCAAAUACACAAUAAAACAAAGAAAAAAAGAACUAAGGCCAGGUAAUAUAUUUUCGUCGUUUGCAUUUGAAAUUACAAUGUAAUUGAAAAGAAACUUUUAUUUGUAAUUUUGUUUAUUUCGUGACUCCACUGUGCGGAACUACUGUGCUUUUUUAUACAUUUUUUUCACGUAUUAACACCCUUUACAAAAAGAAACAAUCGAAUCAAGUGAAAGUGGAUAAUGCAAUGUUCAGUUAAUUGUUGUCCGCUCCAACCCCACCCCGGCAUGGUGACGACGAGUUUAUCCCUCGCAUUGCCGGGUUAAUGCACUGUUUAAUAUAUAUUGGUGCCAAAAACCAAGUGUAUCUGAUCUGAAUAAUAACCAUCUGACUGUUUCCGCAGAGCAGGGCUUUGAAAAUCAAGGAAUCUAUUAUGGCAGGGAUGUAGGUUGUCAUUGACUGGUAAAUAAAUACUUGUGUGCUUGGUCAGGCCUCUAGGAACAAACAGAAAUAGCCUUAACUCAGCUUCGCCGACCAAAGUUCAAUAUUUGCCAUUUAUUUUGAUGAAUGCCGACGAAUUUGUUAAUUGGAAAUAUAUAAUGUCAUAUUGUUUUACAUGUAAAAUUGUUGACGUAUUAAAGUCAGUAAUAAAUACUAUAAUUCUCAA
This is a messenger RNA of Ruditapes philippinarum (Manila clam), 1505 nucleotides long. RefSeq lists its product as uncharacterized. Gene Ontology annotation, molecular function: phosphatidylinositol binding. Lineage: Eukaryota; Metazoa; Mollusca; Bivalvia; Venerida; Veneridae. The record is from RefSeq and is a predicted model, not a curated record. The coding region runs from base 214 to 729 and encodes 171 amino acids. The transcript has 3 exons.